AUGACUCAUCUGCAGAGCCCCUCAGUUCUCAUCGUCGGCGCCGGCUCAGUGGGGCUCGUCACGGGCUACUACUUUAGCCUUGCCGGCGCCCAGGUCACGUACCUUGUUCGCCCAAAGCGUGCCGAGACGCUUAACCGACCUCAGUUCCUAUACUCGUUUGACAAGAAUCAUCUCCAUGAAUUCACAAGUUACUCUUAUUUGACGAGCCCAUCCUCGAUACUCGCCGCAACCUACGAUUACAUUCUUAUCACGCUGGACGGAAAGUCCGUGCAAAGCGAGGAGGGUGAAACCCUUGUCAAGAUAAUUGGCCAGGUCACCAGCGGUGGCCUGGGUUUCCCAGCAUAUUCUGGCAAGACCACGAGCCUCCCAGUCUACCCGCCGGCUGAUGUUGAAUUGGUAAAGAAGUCCGAUGUGGCAUACAUAGAUAACAUCGGCAAUGGUUUCAUCCUGGAUGAUUACGUUCCCUCGAUUUCGAGCAGCUUUUCGGAGCUUUAUAAUUCUUGCGGAGUCUCCAAUUGCGUUGUAUGGUCGCCGGCACAGUCCGCUCUAACCAUAUUUCCCCUAUUUGCCAUUUUUAUCGGGCUUGAAGUUCUGGGUUGGCCCAAGACCGAAGACAUCGGUACUGAAUCGGAAGUGUGGAGGUUGACGACAGCGGCAGCAAAGGAGAUCCAGACGCUUGAUAUAUGCGGAGAGGCAGGGACUCAGGCGGCCCUCUCUACGACGGAGAAUACGUUCGUCCAGAUGUCUGCAUAUCUCGACGAGAAGCUUCGCCCUCUGGAUUACCACGCUUUUAACCGAUAUCAUCAUGGAGGAAAGGUUAUAGAGCAGGAUCGUAUGCACAUUGAGCGGUGUAUCUCACAGGGAGUUGCUGAAGGGAAGCCAAUGCCUGCGCUCAAACAUCUACUACAGCGUAUCAGCCAACGAGACUCAUCUUAUUUUUAG
Messenger RNA from Fusarium mangiferae, 942 nucleotides. RefSeq lists its product as uncharacterized. The transcript is spliced from 2 exons. Bases 1 to 942 code for a protein of 313 amino acids. Lineage: Eukaryota; Fungi; Ascomycota; Sordariomycetes; Hypocreales; Nectriaceae. The record is from RefSeq and is a predicted model, not a curated record.